This is a messenger RNA of Raphanus sativus (radish), 1053 nucleotides long. RefSeq names its product aldehyde oxidase GLOX1-like. NCBI's taxonomy places the organism in Eukaryota, Viridiplantae, Streptophyta, Magnoliopsida, Brassicales, Brassicaceae. The record is from RefSeq and is a predicted model, not a curated record. The transcript is spliced from 2 exons. Bases 1 to 1053 code for a protein of 350 amino acids.
AUGUCAAUUGAGCGGUCUAAUUUGAGGUGGAAGCGUCCGGUUUGGUUAGGCUGGUUAAGCUCAAGCGACGGGAACUUAUUCGUAUUCGCUAACAACAAAGCCGUUUUGCUAGAUUAUGAUAAGAACAGUAUCGUUAAAACGUAUCCGAAGAUCCCUGGAGGCGAUCCGAGAAGCUAUCCGAGCACUGGCUCAGCUGUUCUUCUCCCCAUCAAGAGCCUUGAAGAAGAAGUUAUCGAGAUGGAGGUUCUGGUGUGCGGCGGUGCACCGAAAGGAUCGUACCUCCUCGCUUUAUAUAAAAACACUUUCGUCAAAGCUCUUGACACGUGUGCGAGAAUCAAGAUCAAUGAUGAUGAUCCCAAAUGGGUUCUCGAGAAGAUGCCUAGGUCGAGAGUAAUGGGUGACAUGGUCCUUUUACCUAACGGACAUGUUCUGUUAAUUAACGGCGGUUCGUCAGGCUCUGCUGGUUGGGAGCUAGGUCGUGAACCGGUUUUGAACCCUGAUGUUUAUCAUCCCGAUAAACCGGCCGGUUCGAGAUUUCAAGUUCAGAGCCCUAGUAAUAUACCGAGAAUGUACCAUUCAACCGCCGGUUUACUCCGUGACGGUAGAGUUCUAGUAGGAGGAAGCAAUCCGCACCAGUUUUAUAAUUUCACCGACGUGCUUUUCCCGACGGAGCUGAGGUUAGAGGCUUUCUCUCCGUCGUAUUUGGAGUCUCGGUAUUGGACUAUACGUCCGAGGAUCAUGAGUCCUACGUCACAGUCUACGGUUAGCUACGGUGGAGUCUUGACGCUGAGGUUUAUGGUAUUCGGUAUAGGAAGAGUGCAUGGUCCGGUUAAGGUGACGAUGGUGUUUCCUUCGUUUACUUCUCAUUCCUUCUCGAUGAGUCAGAGGCUUUUGGUUCUUGAUCAUGUUGAGUUAGUGAGGAUAGGAGUGUGGACUUAUGAGGUUAGUGUUAAGGCACCAAAGUCUAAGAACCUUGCACCGCCCGGUUAUUACAUGGCUUUUGUGGUGAACCAAGAUAUACCUAGUGAAGGUGUUUGGGUGAGGUUGCAGUGA